Messenger RNA from Vollenhovia emeryi, 1591 nucleotides. It is a transcript of the gene Vps16B, whose product is annotated as spermatogenesis-defective protein 39 homolog. The transcript has 9 exons. NCBI's taxonomy places the organism in Eukaryota, Metazoa, Arthropoda, Insecta, Hymenoptera, Formicidae. The record is from RefSeq and is a predicted model, not a curated record. Gene Ontology annotation, biological process: vacuolar transport; intracellular protein transport. Gene Ontology annotation, cellular component: cytoplasm. The coding region runs from base 214 to 1485 and encodes 423 amino acids.
CACUUGGAAGCAUUUGUAGCAGCGGCUUGAUCGCGACCGAAUGUUCAGUUUAGGUUGGUCUAGUGUAUGUGUCAUAUACGAAUGGACGCAAUUAUUCACGUCUUAUCGGCGUCAUGGGAAACGUCGGGAGGAUACUUUGCCUCGUCCAUGUGUUUGUCACCUGAGGACUAGGUUAGCGAAUCUCCACGUUGGGCAGAUAUCCUAAAAUCCAAGAUGACCGCGAAGGAAGAGGACGAGUACUGGGACAGCAGCGAGAAGCGGUCGUUCUGCUUCGACAGCGAGGUGGACGAACUGAGGAGCGACACGGAGAAACUGUGGGCCGGAAUUCUCAGUACGUCGAGUCUCGAAGGUGGCCUUCAGUCUAGCAACGAGCCCCAAACUACGAAGCCUCUGUUCUCAAUUAUAUCUGAUAAGACGCUCUCACGCAUUUUAGACGCGGAUGACAAAUUGGAGAGGAGCCAUUCAACAGCCAAAGAUCUCGAGACAGCUGUCGCCCAGCCAGACGUUACUCUGAGGCAGAUAUUACUCGGCCAGUCGUACUCGUUGGAACGAUACAAGUCUCUCGCUAGCAAAACUGCCCUGUUGGACCUGGCCAUCUUACAUGGAGAUGGAAAUGCUAUUUUGAUAAUAAUUUUGUUUCUUACGAAAACUUUAAAACGAUCGUUGGUACAGCGACUGUUAGCAGAGAGGCCGGACGCGGUGAACGUGUACAUACAUUAUCUAUUUAUAAGGCUGCAGACAAGUGAGAUAACUGAUAUUUUGACAAUGCUGGGCCACUCCUCAACCGCUGCCAUGAAGAAUCUCCAUAUUAUUAUAAGGAACACCAAAGACCCAAGUAGGCUACUGCAAAAACUUGACAAUUGUCACAAGGCGCUUUUCGCGAUGCUACCUGACUGCAAGGAAACUACGUUUCUGGAGUCCUAUAUUAAGUUGCUGGAGUGGCAAAUGGCGAUCAAACGGAAAAAGAACGACGAGGAACUCGCAUUGAAUUCCUCUGUCUUGGAAUCUCUGCGCUAUUCGUGUAAAUACCAUUGCAAUACGCCAAACGAUUUCGUCACGAUGGCACCCACGACGCUCUCUCGCGACCAUGACAUUUCUCCUAGAUUGUAUCAAAAAGUCGCUUUACAAGUUAAGGCCGCCUGCGGUGGGUGGGACGACGUCGAUCGCUUACUCUUAACGAAGGGACUACUCGGCAACACAAAACUACAAACUCACUUGUACACAGAGGAUAUUUUGAAAGUACUGUACAAAUACAACGCGCCACACGCCGUUCUCGAAAAGUACCUCAAGUUCGUCGAUAAUCUAGAGAAGCGAUUGGAGCUGGCAAAAAAAUUGUCCUGCCAUACAGCAGUAAUUGACAUAUUUGUGCAACAAGGGGAUCGCGCGUUACUGCUGGAUUACAAAGCGACAUUACAGCCUCAAUCGGAAGGGUAUUUUUAUGCCGAGAGUGCUUCGCGUUUACCGCACAUUAAGUGGAAGAGUUAAGCUUAUUGCGUUCGUAAGAAAAAUUGUGAAAUUUACAUCUGUAAAACAUGACAUAUAUUUAAAUUUUAUUUAAUAUAUUAUUCUAUUUUCACUUGUGAAUAAUAUA